AGGCGAAGGGCGGCGCUGCUGCUGGUGGCUCUCUGCCGGCGGGGCUCCCGGCGAGGGCUCCGGCGGCAGCCAGAGAGGGAUGCUGCUGCUGCCCCGGCGGCGGCGGCAGAAGCAGCAGCAGCAGGAGGCGGAGGCGGAGGGCCGGGGAAAGAAGGGCGCCUGAAGGGAAGGGGCCCGAGUCCCGCCAUGGAGGAGGCCUCCUUCUCCUCCUCCUCCGCCGGAGAGCCCCGCCAAGGCCCUCCGCCCCCGGCGCCUGCUGCGGCUGCUGCUCCGGGGCUGUCCUCGGUGGCCGAGCAGAUCGUGGCCGCCGACCUGGCCUCCGCCGCCGCCGCCGUGGCCGCUCCCUCGGGGCCCGGGGCCUCCUCCUCGGGGUCGGGCUUCGUGCAGAGGCAGCUGGGCGCCAUGCUGCAGCCGGCCAUCAACAAGUUCUCGCUCCGCAUGUUCGGAAGCCACAAGGCCGUCGAGAUCGAGCAGCAGCGGGUCAAGUCCGCCGGGACCUGGAUCAUCCACCCCUACAGCGACUUCAGGUACUACUGGGACUUGAUCAUGUUGCUGCUUAUGGUGGGAAAUUUGAUCAUCUUACCAGUAGACACCUUUUUCAAGGAUGAGAACACACCACGGAUUGUCUUCAAUGUCCUCUCUGACACCUUCUUCCUGGCUGACUUGGUCCUGAAUUUCCGUACAGGUAUUGUGGUUGAAGACAACACUGAAAUCAUCUUGGAUCCACACACCAAGAUGAAGUACCUUAAGAGCUGGUUGGUUGACUUUGUUUCCUCCAUCCCUGUUGAAAUCUUCCUGAUUGUAGACCUGGAGACUCAGGUAGAUUCUAUGUCUAUAAAAGGGCACGGGCACUAGUAUUGUCCGAUUCACAAAGCCCUCAGCCUGUUACGCCUCCUUCGACUCUCCCUCAUCCGUUACAUCCACCAGUGGAGGAGGUGGAUUUUCCACAUGACUUAUGACCUGGCCAGUGCUGUGGUACGGAUCUUCAACCUCAUCGGGAUGAUGCUUCUACUGUGCCACUGGGAUGGGUGCUUGCAGUUCCUAGUCCCCAUGUUGCAGGACUUCCCCGAGGACUGUUGGGUCACCAUCAACCACAUGGUGAAUGACUCUUGGGGAAAACAGUACUCCCAUGCUUUGUUCAAGGCCAUGAGCCAUAUGCUAUGCAUUGGGUAUGGUCAGCAGGCACCUGAAGGCAUGACUGAUGUUUGGCUGACAAUGCUGAGUAUGAUUGUGGGUGCCACCUGUUACGCCAUGUUCAUCGGCCACGCCACUGCACUUAUUCAGUCACUGGACUCCUCUCGACGACAGUACCAGGAGAAGUACAAACAAGUGGAACAAUACAUGUCCUUCCACAAAUUACCAGGAGACACACGCCAACGGAUCCAUGAGUACUAUGAACACCGGUACCAGGGGAAGAUGUUUGAUGAGGAGAACAUCCUGGGGGAGUUGAGUGAACCCCUCAAAGAGGAGAUCAUCAACUUCAAUUGCCGCAACUUAGUGGCCAAUAUGCCACUUUUUGCCAAUGCUGACCCCAACUUUGUGACGGCCAUGUUGACCAAGCUGCGCUUUGAAGUCUUCCAGCCAGGGGACUUUAUCAUCCGAGAGGGCACUGUGGGGAAGAAGAUGUUCUUCAUCCAACAUGGUGUGGUCAGUAUCCUCACUCGUGGCUCCAAGGAAAUGAAGCUCUCGGAUGGCUCCUACUUUGGAGAGAUCUGCCUCCUCACUCGUGGUCGGCGAACUGCCAGUGUACGUGCUGAUACCUACUGUCGCCUCUAUUCGCUUUCAGUGGACAACUUCAAUGAAGUCUUGGAAGAGUAUCCCAUGAUGCGUCGGGCCUUUGAAACUGUAGCUAUGGACCGCCUUGACCGCAUAGGUAAAAAGAACUCAAUCCUGCUGCGCAAGCGCUCAGAACACAGCUCCAGCACCAUAAACAACGAAAUAAUCCAGCAGAUUGUCAAACACGACCAGGACACAGCCCACAACAUCCAGGACCUCCAAUCGGUGAUGGCUGGCCGAGAACUCAGUUGCAAGCCAGUGAUCUGGGAACCACUAGUCCAUGCCCCACUGCAGACAGCUGCAGCCACCACCAAUGUGGCCAUUGCCUUGACGCACCAGCAGAGCAUCGCAGCUCACAUCUUCCUGCCCUCUUCCUCUGUCUCCAGCCCUCUCUCACCUGAUUCUGUCCUCAUUCCACGCCACCCACGGCGCUCCCAACCCAGUCUGGGUGGUUCCCGGCCUUCCUCAGUCAGCUCUCCUGCCUCAGGGACUCAGUCUCAUUUUCAGACGCCAGUGGCCGGGUCCCCUUCCUCCCCCAUGGUCCAGUCUGCAUCACCUUUCGAAGGUGUUGGGUCCAAGGGAGGCCCUUUGGGAUCGGCCAUUCCUCGCCCAAUCCAAAGGGGAGAACCUAUCACAGGAGCAGGCCAACCUCAACUCUCCAAGUCCCGUGGCACUUCAGUCUCCACCUCACUCCUACAACAGCCAGCCACCAGCCCUUUGUCCAUACCACCUGGGCAAACUCUCCAUUACAGCCUCUCCCGAGCCACUGGAUCGCACAUCUCCUUGUUCUUGCAGCCUCAACAGUUGGUGAAGCACCGGAGCACGCAAGGCCUUUCAGUGGGCUGCCUCACCCAGGAUGUACGCGCACUUUCGGCCUCCCAGCCCUCCUUGCCUAAUCGGCUCACUCAGCAGGUGGACAUAGGCUCUUCCAAGUCAGCCAGGAAGUCUGCUGGGAAUCUUACGCAUCGUUCCUCUCCUUCAGUCCCAGGUCUCUUAGCCAAACCUCCCACUGACCCUAUGGGGCAGCCUGCUCCACCCCAGCAGGUGCCUUCAGGUUCCAGCCGCUCAGUGAGUGGAGCCAGUACCCCACAGUCCCCUGCUUCAACACCCCGACAUCCCUCUGUCCCUUCACGCAAGGGUUCUGUGGCAUUCAGCCCUGAUGUGGACAUUGGGAAACCUAAGUUCACAUCCAACAUGUGAGGUCCACAGUAAGCUACAGCUGUAGCUCCUGAUGCAGGAAGGAGAAAAGCCAGCCUAUAGGAAAAGCAGGCCUUGAGGGCUCAACCAGAAAUGUGUUGGAUGGGGAGGAUACACACAUGGAGCAUAUACCACCACUGGCAAGCUAUCAGGCCCAGAAGGGAGUGGGGCAGGCCUGGCCAUAUCUGAGUGGAGAGUGGGGGGGAAAGCCUCACAGAAAGCACAAAAGCACCUUGCUUCCCAGUCAUUCCAACUGCAGCAAGGCAUUCUCCAAAAGCUGAGCUAAAUCCUAUCUGUGUCCAAGGUUGGAGGAGAGCUAGGCUGACAGCCCCUCAGUCAGUCUUAAGUGAUGAACCUGCCCUCCUGUGGGGGGAAACACAUCUCUACUUCAGAGGUAGUACCACUGCACAUUCCUGCUAAGCCUUCUUUUGAGGGUGGCUAAUGGGUUUUGCCUCACAGCUAUGUCUGAGGUCCUCAGGACCUGUCUUAGGGGCCUACUGCUUGUGGUGGAAGGGCACCAUGAAGAGCAAGAGGGUAGGUUUUGACAAAGGAACCUAGAAAAUAGAGCUGUUCUAGAGCCCCUCUCCAUCAGAACAGCUUGUGUUUUUAACAUGGAAGACCUAGCUGAAAAACAGGCCUAACAGCCCUCAACAUAAUCAAAGGAGCUUAUGUUCACAUACAAAAAGUGCACCACAAUCUAUAGCUCUGGGCAAAUGACUUUGAAAACACCCCUUGACAAGUGCCCCCCUCCAUCCCCUUCCCUUUAGGAAUAUCUAAAGAUAUUUCUCCCUGUCUCUGUCCCGAAAUUUGUGCAAUAUACAUCUACAGAUGUCUUGUGUGAAUGUAACAGUAGAAACCCUGGUUCCAUGGAAGAACCAAUGAGCAUUGGUUUGCCCUGUCUCCCAGUUCUCCCAAAUCCAUUGUUCUGUCUAACCCAGAGACCUUGGGUUGGUCAGCCAAACCUGAUCUUGCUACUACUGCCAUUUGUUCAGCUUCUUUGAUGGGCUUGGGACAUUGGGAGUACCCCCCCAAAUAUAUAUACCAUCAGAUGGUACACUGUGGCUUCUCCCCAAUCCUGUCUCAGGUAGCCCCCUUACUUGAAGGUACACAAUUGUCUACCUAGAAAGGCCAGUGUGCAGACUCCUCUAGGGAUUGAAAUGUUGACUUGAGCCCUAGCUAACUGAAAACCCAGGAAUCACAUAUACUUCUACUUCACAUUAACAGAGCUAAAAUCUGCUGCUGCUGCCUGGGUCCAUUCACUGGAGUUGUGCCCUACAAUUUUUUUAAACUCUCAUUUAAAUUUGUUCAUUGAAAUGAUGGAUCAAUGAGCUCUGCAUACAUUUGAUUCUGGGGAAAAAGCCAUAGUUUUAAAGGGAAAGCAACUCUGUUAAAGUUUCACCUUAGAUCAGAAAUAUGAAACAUGCUCCAUAGGUGGGAUGUGGCCCCUGUCAACCGCCCAGUGCUGACUGUGGCACCUAGGGGCCAAAGUUUGACAGUGCCCUAUCCAUUUUAAGUGCCACCACUGAAAUUUGUCUAGGAAUGAAGGGAGUCAUAGUCCCCACAUUUCCAAAGGGGACCAUAUUGGGGAAGGCUGAUCUCACCAAUUAAAUUUAUCGACAAAUGCCAAACAGCCAUUCUCACAUCCAAUACUUUGUAGUCUCCACUACAGAGUAGUCUCUCCUGGACUAAGCCACUUCUAAUGGCAAAGGAGGGGAUGCGAGUAUGAAUGUUUCUCCUAAAAAUGUUCAUUUGAUUGCAUUGUUUUAGGGAGAGGAUUUUUAACUUACCUUUGCCUCUGCCAUUCCUACUUUCCACAUAAAGAAGGUGGUUUGCAUUUUAAAAAUCAUUGUGAUUUGUAAGUACAGAAGAGUGGUUAAAGUAUGUUAAGGCCCACUUUAUCAUCAGUUAACAAUUUUGUGCCUGCAUUCUUUGGACCUGCAUUGCAGUUAAGGCCACUUAAAUGCACAUUAGUAACUUCUUAACACAUUUAAAAGAUUACUUUGUACAAUGUGCUAGAAAGAGCAGCAGAUGAGUGCACAGUGUCCUCCAUCUUCAGUGUAGGUUUGUGAGAACUGUACAAUUAUAAAUGAGCAUUGAUAAAGGUGGCAGUUAUCCCUGGAAUGAGGAAGCAAAAUGUGUAUGAAAAUAUUGGAUAUGUUCUCCUGGUUCUGUUUGUCUCUAUAUUCAGAGGAAGUCCUUCCUGGAUCCUUCCUAUAACCCAAAUUGCAAAAGAGUAACCAUUUAGGUUUACAAAAUAGGUUUGUAUGCCAGUUUUGUUUUGCAGGUUCUCUUUAUUAUGUUCUGCACAUCUUGCAGAGAGUGAAUUCAUUGGGAAGUGUUAGACUUCCACCCUCCUUUCUAUAUGAGUGGCAUAUCAUUGAAAGAGAAAUAAAUCUGGACUCAGCCACCUCACUCCCACUGUGGGUACCUAUCAGAAAUGCCCAUCAUCAGCCAGGAAGGGUCAUAACAGGGUAGCAGAGUUCCCUCUGCCCACUCCCCUACUUGUGCCUAAACAAUGCCAGUGCUGGUGGAGGGUGUCUUUUGGGUCCGGGGCAGCCUUCUAUCCAGAAAAGCCAGCACCCCGUCUUCCCUUUCUUAUGGGAGCUCCAAGGUUCUGCUCAACUUCUCCAGGAACCAGCUAGUUUGCAAUGUGCACUGUGUGGCUCUGCCAAGUGGCCAAAUUUUAUGUGUCAAGGUGUUGCUUUCUGUCCUAGACAUAUUAAUGAUUUAGGGCAGAUUAGUUGCCCAGAGCCUUUCUAGAUUUCUCCUUUCUCUGAUCUUUCCCUCCAAUAGUUCAGCCAUUUCUCGGUACAGUGCUUUUCUUUCUACUACCAGAGUUUGGUGCAGGCCACAACUGGAGGCGGGAGGAGGCAUCUGUUCUGAUUUGUCCGUCAUCCCCAGAAAGGGGAAAGGAAAAGAAAGAAGGGAUUUCUGCUCCAAUCGGCAAACUCCCCCUUCCUCUAGAUUGCUGCUAAUCUCUCCCUCACCCCCAAAAUAGAGAUGGGUAGAGAAGUAGUAGAUAUUUGUUGUUUUGCUUGCUUGUUUGGUUCUUGCAGGAUGUCUUUCAGAUUAAAGUAGACCUCUGGUAGUUUAGACUGACCUGGCAAGACAUCACUAUGAGACGUGCUGCAGAGGGAUGUGCCAGGACUGCCUUGAUGCUUUUCCCUUUGACCCUCAUAGCUCCUCUGGCAGGAGCACUUUGUUCAGUCAUCGUCACGUAGGUUCAAAACAUUCCAAAACAUCUUGUUUACAAUCAAUCAAUACAAUUUAUUGAGUAGCCCAAGGGCCGUUUCAAAAUACUAGUAACAUAAUAAAAAGCAGUAAAAUGUAAAUACAGUGCACUAGGUGCAAUAAACCUCCAUACAAUAUAAAUACA
This is a messenger RNA of Sceloporus undulatus (fence lizard), 6349 nucleotides long. It is a transcript of the gene HCN3, whose product is annotated as hyperpolarization activated cyclic nucleotide gated potassium channel 3. Gene Ontology annotation, biological process: potassium ion transport; transmembrane transport. Gene Ontology annotation, cellular component: membrane. Gene Ontology annotation, molecular function: voltage-gated potassium channel activity. Lineage: Eukaryota; Metazoa; Chordata; Lepidosauria; Squamata; Phrynosomatidae. The record is from RefSeq and is a predicted model, not a curated record.